AUGUUCAUGUUCAUCCAACUUGCUUCCGACACGUGUCAUGAUCUCGUUCGAAGAUACAGCCGACUUGUUCGACUGUUAAUCGCUUCACAGUUUUCUGCUGAGCAUUUCUCGUUGCUUCUCCUCCCAAAUUUCUCUUGGAAGCUCGCAUUUUCAUAUCUGGAGUGCACUUCUUCUGAGCUGAUCGCGGAAUCAGUUUCUCAUCAGACACCGUUUGUAAAGAUGACAAUUACACCAAAGAUCUCCAUUGAUGGUGCAAACCUUGUAGUCCAUGGGAAAACCGUACUUAAAAACGUACCAGAAAACAUCGUGCUGACCCCAGGAACAGGGUCAGGACUUGUAACAGGUGCAUUCAUUGGUGCAACAUCUUCAAAUACCAAAAGUCUCCAUGUGUUUCCUGUUGGAGUCCUAGAGGAUCUUCGGUUUAUGUGUUGUUUCCGUUUCAAGCUAUGGUGGAUGACUCAGCGAAUGGGAACAUGUGGAAAAGAUAUUCCUCUAGAGACUCAAUUUAUGCUUGUUGAAAGCAAAGACAACAAUGACAAUAGUCCCACAAUCUAUACCGUAUUCCUUCCUCUUUUGGAAGGCCAGUUCAGAGCUGUUCUUCAAGGGAAUGAUAAGAAUGAACUAGAGAUUUGCCUCGAGAGUGGGGAUCAUGCAGUUGAAACCAAUCAAGGGCUCAGCCUUGUCUACAUGAAUGCUGGAACAAACCCUUUUGAGGUCAUCACACAGGCUUUAAAGGCUGUUGAGAACCAUAUGCAAACAUUUCAUCAUCGGGAGAAGAAAAAGUUACCCGAAUUUAUCGACUGGUUUGGUUGGUGCACAUGGGAUGCUUUCUACACCGAUGUCACUGCAGAGGGUGUUGAAGAAGGCCUCAAAAGUUUAUCAUCAGGAGGGACUCCACCCCGCUUCCUCAUCAUAGACGAUGGUUGGCAGCAAAUUGGUAACGAAAACAAGGACCCCAACAUCGUUGUCCAAGAAGGAGCACAGUUUGCAAACAGACUAACAGGAAUCAAAGAGAACGAGAAAUUUCAAAAGAAGAAAGACGAUCACCCCCCAGGCUUAAAGCACGUGGUAGACGAAGCAAAAGAACAUCAUAAUGUUAAAUACGUAUACGUCUGGCAUGCUUUAGCAGGCUACUGGGGUGGUGUAAAUCCAACCGUAGCCGGAAUGGAACAUUACGACCCAACUCUGGCAUACCCGAUUCAAUCCCCGGGUGUAAAAGGAAACCAACCAGACAUUGUCAUGGACAGCCUUGCUGUCCAUGGCUUGGGUCUAGUUCACCCUAGAAAAGUUUUCAACUUCUAUAAUGAGCUUCACGCUUACCUUGCUUCAUGUGGAGUUGAUGGAGUUAAAGUUGAUGUUCAAAAUAUAAUUGAAACACUCGGGGCUGGAUAUGGUGGGAGAGUUUCCAUUACUAGAAGUUAUGUUCAGGCUCUUGAAGCUUCGAUUGCAAAGAAUUUUGAAGAUAAUGGAUGUAUUGCGUGUAUGUGUCAUAAUACCGAUGGGCUUUAUAGUGCUAAACAAACCGCAAUUAUCAGAGCCUCGGAUGAUUUCUACCCUCAUGACCCUGCGUCUCACACCAUUCAUAUUUCUUCUGUCGCGUAUAAUACAUUGUUUCUUGGCGAAUUUAUGCAGCCUGAUUGGGACAUGUUCCAUAGUCUUCAUCCGGCUGCUGAUUAUCAUGCUGCUGCUCGAUCUAUUGGUGGAUGUGCCAUCUAUGUUAGUGACAAGCCUGGCAACCACAACUUUGAUCUGUUAAGGAAAUUGGUUCUCCCGGAUGGAUCAGUGCUUCGUGCUCAACUGCCUGGAAGACCCACACUUGACUGUCUUUUUGCUGAUCCGGCUAGAGAUGGAAUAAGCCUGCUUAAGAUUUGGAAUGUGAAUAAGUGCACGGGCGUGGUGGGUGUAUUCAACUGCCAGGGUGCCGGUUGGUGUAAAAUCGAGAAGAAAACUCGAAUCCAUGAUGCAUCUCCCGGCAUUCUUACGGGUUCUGUGCAAUCCGCUGAUGUGGAUGCCCUAACUCAAGUAGCAGGUCCGGAUUGGCAUGGGGAAACCAUCGUGUAUUGUCAAAGAUCAGGGGAGGUAAUUCGGUUACCAAAAGGCGUCUCGUUGCCUGUAACACUCAAGGUUCUUGAAUACGAACUAUUUCAUUUCUGCCCUCUAGAGGAAAUAUCAGAGAACAUUUCAGUAGCACCUAUCGGAUUGCUCGAUAUGUUCAAUAGCAGUGGUGCAGUUGACGAAUUUGAAGUCCAUUUAGCUUCAGAAUCUCGAGUGUUUAGCGACAGUUCCACUCCUUUAAGUGAAACGCGACCAGUGACUGCCACGGUGUCGCUUAAAGUGCGAGGAUGUGGCCGAUUCGGAGCCUACUCAUCUCAACUGCCUCUCAGGUGCAGUGUGGAUGGGUUGAACACGGAGUUCAGUUAUGACCAUGAAACUGGAUUAUUAACAUUUGUGAUUCCUGUGCCUCAAGAGGAGAUGUAUAAGUGGUGUAUCCAGAUUGAAGUUUAGUGACCAUUUAUAUUGUUAUGAUGGGUGACAUUGUUGUAAUAAAGGAGUUAUUAGUUGAAUACCGAUGAAGG
Messenger RNA from Lactuca virosa, 2576 nucleotides. Lineage: Eukaryota; Viridiplantae; Streptophyta; Magnoliopsida; Asterales; Asteraceae. The record is from the annotation of a GenBank genome assembly.